GUUGUGCGGCUGGGCUUAGCCGAUUCCUACGAGUAUAGGCAUAUAUAUAGUAGCGCCAGAAGUCGUGCUCGCGCAUUCGAGCCUCAAACACCUGCGGCCCACGUCUAACAGUCGAGCUAACGGUAACCGAACGAAAAAUCGAACGAAAUCGAUAACCACGAUCACUUCCGGUGCGUGUGUGUGCAAUUCGAAUGGUGGUUCCUUUAAAUUAGUCGCUUGUAAAAAAAGCAUAACAACUGCAAAACGCUGAAGCCCUUUCUCUUUCGCACCCAUAUCUUACGCACCCACGAAGCCGCAGUAGCAGCAUCAAAUAAAAAAAAUACAAAAUAAAUAAAUAAAAAAAAAUCAGCAGUAACAGCAGCAGCAAGCUCUGCUAAUUUUAAACGACAAGUGGACAAAUGGCAACCUCGGAGUGGAUGUGACAGUGGAUGCAUAUUAUGCAACUGCAGCCAGACAAAGAAGCUAUAGACAGAGAUUGGCUAGAGAAGAAGAGUGCCGGAGAGGGGUGCCCAGAUAGACAAGUAAUUAUCAGUGCCAGAUUAUUAUCACCGAAGCGGCGAUGCAGCGACGGUGACGGUUCCGGAGGAGAGGACCAGUAAGUGCGCUCUCUCCGACUACGGAAUGCAUUGCGCUACCUGACUACGGGUAUUCCAAAACCAGCCGAGCAACCAGCAGGAGCGGUCCCCGCCAGAAAAUCAGCCGCUUAUCCAGACAGGCGCAAUAUCCGAAGCGCCAAUUAGGAGGCAAUUAAACAGAUUAGCCCUGAGCUCCGAGUUCGGAUAGACCCGGGUCCCCUAGCUUAUAGCCAAACCAAAAAUAAUUAAAAAUGUUGGCCACGGACAAGGGCACCCAGGCCAGCCCCACGCCGAUCAUCGUGAGCACCAGCGCCAGGUCGCAGAAAUCUCAUUGCCAUGGUCCGGCGGGUGCGGACCAGCAGCUCCUGCAGCAUCCAGCCCACCACCAUCCGCACUUGCACACCGCCUCCCAUUCCAGCCACCUGCCCCAUCAUCAUCCACACGGACAUGGUACUGCCUGCGAGAAGCGCCUGGAGGCGGAGACGCCCCGGAAGAACCUCCACGAACUGCUGCUCGAGUUCCUGGACAUUAUGCUCUCCUGUCUGGUGGUGGCGCCCUGUGUGAUCGCCUACUGGCGUGGCACUUGGGAGCUGAUGGGCGUGUAUCUCUUUCCCAAGAGCCUGCCCCUCUCCGCGAUGGCUAGUUUCCUCAUCGGCGGACUCGGCCACUUUAUCUUUACCGUAACACAGAAUUUCUUCAAGGACUACAUCCAUCCGGACAGGCGGCGACUCACCUACUACAUAGUCUCGCGGCUCUAUACGGCCGUAUUCGGUAUAGUCUGCGUGAACAUGUGGCGUGGGGCGUGGCUGCUCUGCGACUGGCUAACCAGUGUGGACUCUCUGAUUAUCGUUUCUGUGGUAACGACGAUAGCCCUCAUCUUCCUGUUGGCCACGCGCACGCUAAGGAACCUGGGAGCUGCCCCAUACACGGUGACCAUGGACCACAAGACCGACUAUUUUGAGGUGGACACCAUGUUCAAAAUACCCGGUUUUCAUCAACCUGGCCUGUAUGUUCUGGACACCCUCUUUUCGGUCUUUGUCAUUGGAAGUCUAGUGGUCAUUGCCUGGCGCGGAGUCUGGGGCAUCUUUGAUCUGCUCCUGUUUCCCAGAGACCGAGCAAAGUCUGCCUGGGGUUCACUGAUGAUUGGUUACCUGACGGUAUUCGUGACCUUCCUCAUCCACCCCCUGAUGCGUUAUGUAUGCCGGCGGAUAAGCGGCAUCCUCAAACUAAUUAUUUGCGACAUUUACUAUUUAAUGACCUUCUUUGGCGCCGUGAAUGCCUGGCGAGGCAUAUGGAACUUGUUGGAUGUGUACCUGUACCCAGACGACAGGCUUAUGAGUUUCUGGUUAACGCACAUCAUUCCUUUCCUGCUUCUGGCCGCCAUCAAGUGCUCCAACUCCAUCCUGGUACGGGGCGUAUUCAUCGAUGGCGAGGGAGUUGGCGCCGAUAGCGUCGAUAUACCCAUCAACUAUGUGAGGCUGCACUUCCUCCGCGAGCGGCAAAAGAAAAACGCCCACCAACUAUCCCCCACGAAGCCAUCGCCGCCGCACUAUUAUUUGAAGCCGGAGCACGCCUCGCUCGGCUUGGCUACGGAAAAGGACAAGGAGGCCCACAGCAGCCUCAUCGAGAAGCCCCACCCACCCGUACAGAUGGUCUAAGAGGUCUAAGAUCCGGGCUCUUUGUUAAACUCGUGUUUAUGCCUAGUUGUUAAAAUAGAUUUAAUCGCCUAAGCUUAAUCUUACCGAGCUUACUUAAGAGUCAGAUAUUUAGUGGUAACCGCUAGUUGUAGUCCCACAUCCUGAUCCCGAUGAAACCACUUCCUAGACCUGUACAGAAAUCCAAGAACGACGUCUCUAGACAGUAAGCAUAAUUGCAUUUUAAACAGCAGGUUGACGAACCAAAUUUUGGCCUGGUGACGAAAGCACCCCUACCUACUCAACUAAUUAAGUGAUAACGAUGCGACUACAAGUUUUAAUAUUGUACAUUGGUAAUUUCAUAUAAAAAUAGCCAGAAUG
Messenger RNA from Drosophila bipectinata, 2590 nucleotides. It is a transcript of the gene fusl, whose product is annotated as transmembrane protein fuseless. The record is from RefSeq and is a predicted model, not a curated record. Gene Ontology annotation, biological process: neuron-neuron synaptic transmission; clustering of voltage-gated calcium channels; neuromuscular synaptic transmission. NCBI's taxonomy places the organism in Eukaryota, Metazoa, Arthropoda, Insecta, Diptera, Drosophilidae. Gene Ontology annotation, cellular component: presynaptic membrane.